Messenger RNA from Varroa destructor (honeybee mite), 902 nucleotides. RefSeq names its product dolichyl-diphosphooligosaccharide--protein glycosyltransferase subunit (gene Dad1). Gene Ontology annotation, cellular component: oligosaccharyltransferase complex; membrane. Gene Ontology annotation, biological process: protein N-linked glycosylation. NCBI's taxonomy places the organism in Eukaryota, Metazoa, Arthropoda, Arachnida, Mesostigmata, Varroidae. The record is from RefSeq and is a predicted model, not a curated record.
AUGAAAUAAGGCUUAAGUGUCGGAAAGUUGCUCGGAACAGCUAGGCCACGUCAGUAUAGUAAUGCUAAGCCAAAACAGCCGACUAGUAAUGUUCUGUUGCUCAUGUUAGCUAUUGACAAACUGUUCAACCGAUUAGCUAGUAGGGUUCGUUGCGCGGUAGAUGGUGUGGCAUAGUUUUCGCAUCCUUACGACUUCCUGUGAGUUCUAACAGAGAGUGAUAUCGUCGGUGUAUUUGUAAGAUCGUUGUAAUAAGUGACGUUCCAUUACGAGCGAGCUAAUAACGUUCAACGACAAACCGCAAAAUGACACAGGGUGGAGCAGCUAAGAGCACAAACCUUAUCGAGGUUUUGGGCCGUUUCUUCAAUGAGUAUAAGACGAGCACGUCGCGUCGACUCAAACUCAUUGACGCCUAUCUUUGCUACGUGUUCCUGACCGGCGUCGUGCAGUUCGCCUACUGCUGCCUGGUUGGCACGUUCCCGUUCAACUCAUUCCUGUCCGGCUUCAUCAGCUGUGUUGCCUCAUUUGUGCUCGGAGUGUGUCUUCGGCUGCAGUCGAACCCAGCAAACAAGAAUGAGUUUUUAGGUCUAUCGACACAACGCGCGUUUGGCGAUUUUAUUUUUGCCCACGUUGUCCUGCAUCUAGUCGUCAUGAACUUCAUUGGUUAAGUAACCAACCAAAUGUUUGAUCCUGUGGACUAUCCUCUUUUCUACGAUUUUUCACUGAAAUACACCAUGAUCUGCUGGGGGAUUACUGAGUAGCAUUUUUCAGCAUCUCCCAUAUUUUCUUAUCUUCACGUAAUCCCAAAGUGUAAUUAUAAAAAUAAUUGUACAUGAACAUGAAUGGUAUGCUAUAGAUAUAUUAAUAAAGUGAAAAAGGAAGCUAUGAAUAGAAAGCAACGUGAA